This is a messenger RNA of Petromyzon marinus (sea lamprey), 2228 nucleotides long. RefSeq names its product leucine aminopeptidase 3 (gene LAP3). Gene Ontology annotation, cellular component: cytoplasm. Gene Ontology annotation, molecular function: manganese ion binding; metalloaminopeptidase activity. Gene Ontology annotation, biological process: proteolysis. NCBI's taxonomy places the organism in Eukaryota, Metazoa, Chordata, Hyperoartia, Petromyzontiformes, Petromyzontidae. The record is from RefSeq and is a predicted model, not a curated record.
GUGGUGACGUCGGUGCGUGCGGUAACCCACGUGGUCGCGGAGAUAGCCGGGGUCGUCACUCCACGUGUUCCCCCCCCCCACCGUCCAGGCCAUGCUGCUGCUGUUGCCGCAGCUGAGGGCGCUCGGGCACCGUCGCCUGCUGGGUGGCUGCGUGCAGAGGAAGCUGAGCGCGGCGUCCGCGGCGGAGGCGACGAACGACAGCGGCAAGCGCAAGGGUCUGGUGCUGGGCGUGUACGAGGCGGGGGAAGGCGAGGCAGCGGGGCCCCCCCUCUCCCUGUUCACCCCGGCUGGAGAAGCCUUCAGCAGCCGCGUGCCGGGUGGACUGACCCAGCUCAUCCACAGGUCUGGACCUGCUCUGAAGAAAGGCAAAAGCAGAAUAUUCCAUGGUCUGCAUGAGUUCUCCAGCGUCGUCAUUGUUGGACUUGGAAAAAAAUCUGCCCCGAUAAACAAGUUGGAACAGUGGGAUGAGCAGAAGGAAGCCAUUCGUGCAGCUGCGGCAGCUGGGUGCCGGCAGCUGCAGGAGCUCGAGGUCGCGGAGGUGGAGGUGGACCCGUGUGGAGAUGCGCAGGCUGCCGCUGAAGGCUCCGUGCUCGCUCUCUUUCAAUACGACGAGUUCAAGAAGAAGAAGAAAACGCGCGUCGCUGCCAAGCUGCACGGACGUGAGGGAGCAGCGGCGUGGGCCACAGGAGUGGUGUACGCGGAGGGGCAGAACUUAGCCCGUCGGCUUAUGGAAGCUCCGGCCAACCACAUGACACCCGCCAUCUUCGGGCGCGCCAUCCAGGAGCAGCUGUCCUCCCUAAGUACCGUGGAGGUGCACGCGAGGCCACGCGCGUGGAUCGAGGAGCAGCAGAUGGGCGCCUUCCUGAGCGUAACGCGGGGCUCCGAGGAGCCGCCCCUGUUCCUUGAGCUGCACUACCACGGGGCCUCCGCGGGUGGUGGUGCGCCAUCACCCGUUGUAUACGUGGGCAAGGGCGUCACGUUUGACAGUGGUGGCAUCUCACUGAAGCCUUCCUCCGGCAUGGAUGCCAUGAGGGCAGACAUGGGUGGUGCGGCGACCGUUUGCUCAGCCAUUGCCACAGCUGCCAAACUGCAACUGCCAAUUCACAUAAUAGGUUUGGUGCCGCUGUGUGAGAACAUGCCAAGUGGAAAGGCCACGAAACCCGGAGAUGUUGUUGUGGCGAAAAAUGGCAAGACCAUUCAGGUUGACAACACGGAUGCAGAGGGACGUUUGAUAUUGGCGGACGCGCUGUGCUACGCGGAUACGUUCCAGCCACGGGCGGUGCUGGAUGCGGCCACACUUACCGGAGCAAUGAGCGUUGCGUUAGGUUCUGCAGCAACCGGUGUCUUCACCAACUCGGACUGGCUGUGGGCACACUUGAUGGAGGCGAGUGUGCAGACGGGGGACCGCGUGUGGAGGAUGCCUCUUUUCCAGCACUACACCAAACAAAUCGCCGAUUCGCAACUCGCCGACAUCAACAAUGUCGGCAAGUACAGCCGGGCCGGUGGCGCUUGCACGGCCGCUGCCUUCCUGCGGGAGUUCGUGACGGCCAAGCACUGGGCCCACCUGGACAUCGCCGGUGUGAUGGACAACAAGGACGAGGUGCCGUACCUGAGCAAGGGCAUGGCGGGGCGUCCCACACGCACUCUGGUGGAGCUCGCCGCCCGACUCGCCCACCACACGUCCAAUUGAACACCCCCCACGGGGAGAGAUGCGUCCACCAAAUCUGACCAGGCUGGACCGGUUUGCCUCCGAUUUUGUUAAAAAGUGGUUGCAUUUAAAUAUUGUCGACUAAUUCAUACUCGCGCACCACCUAUAUACUGGACCAACUGAGGGCUUUUUUUGUCAGCCCUGCUCAGAAAAAUAUGAAUUGCUUGCAAAAAUGUGCAUUUGUUUAUGCGACUUUAUAAUGGCCAAUAUGUGUUUGAGGUCACAGCUGGAGAAGAUGUUGACUGGUGUGAAUAUAAGUGGAUGGAUUGCAUUUGGGCCAGUCUGUUGAGUGUAAGCGCAAAUUAAGUCCCGACAACGCCGUGCCACAAACUCUAGCCGCCAUCCUAGAGUCCCGGGUGGCUAUUCAAAGCUAUUAAGGAGGGGGAAGUGUGGAACACUGGUAGCCGGAGAUAAAUGUGAGAAAUUGUAGCAUAUUACAUUCUCCUUUUCAUCUGUGAUUUUGGCAGGUGUAAAUUUUGUGUGCUGUUACAGAAAUUACGUAAUAAAUGUGUACUUGAUU